AUUAAACCCUUUUAGCGAGGUAAAAGAAAAAAGAAAUUCUACCAAUUUUGAAACAAAUGUCGGGUUCCGGGUCAGUAGCACGAAUGCAAACCGGUUGACCGACUUAUUUGGGUCGAACUGAAAGCCCCCCAUUGCCAUCUUCCGGACAGAGAGCCCUGCAAAACAAGGUUGAAAAUACGGAAUCAUACUCUUUCCGUCUCUUCUCUUCUGCAACCGUCUGCUGUUUCCUUCCGUAAAUGGGUUCGAAUUAACUCCGUCGAAGAUUGGAUUGGCGAAAAUGUCGAAAUUUUUCGCGAGAAUUUCUGGCUACUUCAGCAACCGUGCUUCCGCUGGGGUGGACAAAGCAGGAAAUCGCUACUUCUCCAGAAUAGAAGAGAUCGAUGGCGUAACGAAAGAGAAAAGAUGGGUGAUAUUUAAAGGAGAUCAGGAUCCAACUUCAGUACCAGUUGAGUGGAUAUCUUGGCUGAAUGGACAGCGGAAGAAGGCUCCAACUCCCGAGGAAAUGAUGAUAUUAGAAGCAAGGCGUGAACAAGUCAAACAAAAUGUUGCUCUUCUCAAAAGGGAGGAAGAGGAAAGAAAAGCCAAGGAUGGCAGUUCCCGCAAAGUUGUUACCUCAGGUAAAGGUUCAGGCCCAGACUUGAAGAGUUUCAUGCGACAGUUUCCUACUUCCGGAGAAGGUGGUAUCGUAACUGAGAAGGAAGCAGAUGAAUCAGAAAGAUUGAGGAACGAGGAUCCAAAGACCGACGAAACUGAGCAAGAAGAGGCAGAAGGGGAACCUGUGCCACGGGGGUCAGAACCGACAGGAUCUGGAGCAACCUUCCGGCCGGGGACUUGGCAACCACCAACAUAAAUCUAUGUUUUCAGCCUGGUGUUUUACUAUUUUAGUCUCCCCGGGUUCUUAUAACACUUGUUUUCUGAUAAAAAUGAACUGAUAGUUCUACGUCAAGUUUGAUAUUCUCAAUCAUGCGGGGAUAUAUAGUUCUUCAGAACUCUGUAUCACAAACUGAGCACUGAGCGAAGAAGAUGAGAUGGCAUUACUCUUCUUUUCAUUUAACUUUUACAACUUCAUUGGUUGAGUUCAUAAGCUAUGCUUAUUACUCCAUGAAUCAAACUUCAAGGUUUUUUGCAAAGAGCAGCUGCAAUGCAGUGCAGCAACCAGUAGACUCGAUCCAUGACUUUUUCGUUAAUAUUAGCUUAAUGG
Messenger RNA from Linum tenue, 1201 nucleotides. The record is from the annotation of a GenBank genome assembly. NCBI's taxonomy places the organism in Eukaryota, Viridiplantae, Streptophyta, Magnoliopsida, Malpighiales, Linaceae.